CAAAUGGAGAAAGAGAAAGAAAGGGAGAAAGACAAUGAGAAUCAGAGAGAGAUGGAAUUAAAAGAUAAGCAACAGAAAGAGAUGGAGAAAGAAAAGAUGAUUAUGAGAGAGAGGGAGGAAGCAGGAAGAAGAAAGGAGGGACAGAAAAAUAUUUUGGGGGAAAUUGAGAGACAGAAUGAACUGGAGAUAGAACAUGAGAGAGAGAUGGAAGAAAAGCAUGAAGUGAUUAAGGAAGCAGAGGAAGAGUACAGGGAAAGAGAAGAGAGAGGAAAGGAAGUAAGCAUGAAGAAACAUGUAGUAGUUAAUGUUAAAGCAAAAGCACAGGAAGUCUUCAAUAGACGUAAAGAGAGAAGGUUAGAAGUGUUGAAGGGGGAACGAGAACACAUAGAAAGAGGACAACAAAUCAGGAGGGAGAAGGAGGAAAGACGGCUGGAGAUGGAAAGAAAACAGGAGAGGGCAAGACAACAAGAGGAGCAGGAUAAAAAACGAGACAUUGAAAUUGCUAGACAGAAAGAAAUGUUCAGACUAAGAGAGGAGGAGAGGCAGAGAGAGGAAGAGAGAGAGGAGGAGAGAAAGAGAGCCAUUGAAGGCCAUUUAUCUUUAAUGAGAGAGAGAGAGAUAAUAGAGGCAAACAGAAGAGAGGAGAUGGUGGAAGAGGAAAGAAGGGAGAUCUUUGAAAAGCACAAGAGGGGUGACUUAGAGGAGGAGGAGAAGGAAGAAGACAAGGAGGACAUUCUCCCACCUGAUAAAAGUAUCCGAAGGAGAGCUGUGGGCUGGGUAAAUAAGAAGUGGGAGGAGAGGAACCUCAAGAAGAUCGAGAGAACCUAUCAGAGAGAAGCUGAGGAGGGCUAUAAGAUCGUCCACAUAGCCAUCCCUGGACACACAAGGCUAACAGCCACCAUGACACGGGCAGAGAGAGAGAGGGAGAAGAGGAAGGAGCUGCUGAAGGCUGAGAAGAGAAGGAAGAAGAUGGAGGAUUUUAAUAAGCAGUGGAGAGAGCAGUCCCUGCUUAAAAAACAAACUCAUCAGAAACUGAUGGAGGAGAGGGGGAAGAUGAAGGGACAUUACCUGGAGCAGAUGAAUCUGGAGGCUGAUGCUCAAAUCCACACCCGGUGUCUAACCACCCAACACAGCCACGAUUAUCUGGAGACAACACAGCCCACUGGAUCUGGAGAUGGCCACCAGGAAAGGCCAAGGAGGCAACAGGCAUGGGCAGAGAACCAGGAGGGAAGUUCAGAGAACCAGCAGGAGUGGCCAGAGAACCAACAGGGGGUGCCAGACAGCCAGCAGCUAGAAGCUCCAGAAGAGGCUGAAACAUCAGAGCUAACCUCCAAGAACAAGAAAAGGCCAGGCAUCUGGAAGAGAAUUAAGAUGGGCAUUCCUGACCUGCUGUCUGCCUAGAGCUGGAACUCGAAGAAGCCACAGUUCCACUGGGGUUACCUUGGUCAUUAAAAGUGUCGCCCAAUAAUUCCUCCUCCUCUUUAAGUCAUCAAGCUACAUUUCCUCCACAAAACAUUAUCGUCUCCUCAAGCCAGCAAGUAUACUAUUUGUCAGGCAACAAACCCUCGAAGGUCAGUGACCCUCCUCCCCAGAGCAGAGGUUCUCAUCUUUAUCCUAAUUAAAUUCAUCUCUGCUCACCACCUCUAUUGUCCUAGAAAAUAUCCCCAAAUGGACAUGGUUUAAACAGAAGUCCUCCCCUCAGACCAGUGGCUCCAAGAACCAGAGUUUCUCAUCUUUACUCAAGUUGAACGCAACUCUGAUCAU
Messenger RNA from Salvelinus fontinalis (brook trout), 1764 nucleotides. RefSeq lists its product as uncharacterized. The record is from RefSeq and is a predicted model, not a curated record. Bases 4 to 1401 code for a protein of 465 amino acids. The transcript is spliced from 3 exons. Lineage: Eukaryota; Metazoa; Chordata; Actinopteri; Salmoniformes; Salmonidae.